Molecule: messenger RNA, 1260 nt
Organism: Triticum turgidum subsp. durum (durum wheat)
Lineage: Eukaryota; Viridiplantae; Streptophyta; Magnoliopsida; Poales; Poaceae
Source: the annotation of a GenBank genome assembly
AUGGCCGGCGACAGCUCUCCAACCGAGUCGCCUCCGGCGAAAUUGCCAACCGCAUCUAACCCCACCUACAUAGACCGCAUCGACGAGGACAUCCUGCGUGAGAUCUUCCUUCUCCUUCCGUCCCUCGCGGCGCUCGUCCGCGCCGCCUGCACCUGCCGCGCGUGGCGCAGCGCGGUGGCCUCCGCCCCUGCCUUCCGCCGCCGAUUUCGCGAAGUCCACCGGGCGCCCCUCAUUGGCCUCUUCUUCCAGGUUCCCCCGCCCUCCCAAACACCUAACCUUCCCGCCUUCCCCGCCUUCUUCCCCGCCCGCCGCCGCGACCGUGACCUGGUCGCCGCCAUCCGCUGCGGCGACUUCUUCCUCACCUCCAUCCAGGAGCGCCCCGACGAAUCCCUCUGCUGGGACAUCAUCGAUUCUCGCCACGGCUACAUCCUCCUCAUGAAUUGGGACGAGGGUUUGCUCUGCUUGUUCAACCCCCUGCUGCGGUGGAGCAAAACUUUCGAUCUGGGCCCUAUGGACCUCUUUUACGGCAGUAAGGGCGCCUACGCGCAACUGGACCCCCAGUUGGUCUACUCCGACGAGAACCCAAUGUCGUUCAGGGUGGUGAUGCUUUGCACUGACAGGUCCAGAGUGCCGGCUGCGGUCCUCUCCUCCGAGACCUGGGAAUGGUCUGUCCUUCCAUGGGUGGAAGUUCCGGCCAGGCCAGCCAAGGAAAAAUUGUGGCUUCAAGAUGAGUGUAGCAUGCAGGCGAAUGGAUUCCUGUACUGCGUUUACACGAAUCAGAAGUUUAUGAUUACUCUAGACGCCAAAACAAUGGAAUUCUCUGUUGCUGAGCUCCCCCAGUGUCUGCAGAACCCGCGCUGCCACUUUGUUCUAGGUGAAGCAAAUCAUUCCAGGCCCUGUAUUGUUUAUGCCAGUGACUUCAGCAUAGGUGUGUUGCUUUGUGAACCAGAGGGUGACAAUGCUGGGAGCUGGUAUCUGGACAAGGUGUUUGAUAUGCACGCACCUCUUACGCAGAUCCUUGAGGCCAUACCACAAGAGGUGAAUGUUGUGGCGAUCAUGGAUGGCUUUGCUUACUUGGCAACAGUGAUGGAUGAUGAGCCCCAGAACUCGCCUUGGCUCCUCUCCCUGUGCUUAGAAACAAUGGAGCUGGUUAAGCUGUUUCGGGUGGCGUUUGAUGCUGGUGUUCAUCCCUACGUCCUGGCCUGGCCUUCUGCUUUAGUAGGUAACUAUGGGGCGUUUGCAUUGGGUAAUUCUCCAUGA